CUCAAUGGUGGCAUUUCGUCCCUUCGAGUUAGUUUGCUUUGCCACAGCGUGCCAAACAGAACGGCGCCUUCGAGCUGUGUAGACGCCGGAUCCCGGGAGUUAUUUAGUUAGUGUGCAGUGUGAGAGGAAGAUCAGUGUUCGGGAACGUUUGUUGGAUAGUAGUUUGCGCUUCAGCGGUCCCCGUCGGUUGGUUUUCUGAACAGUGCGCGGGUAUCGAUUUAUACAUCAAAUUAAUAUCUCCAUCAGCUCUCGCGUGGAUGCGAGAAUCGUUUGUAUUUAGAAGAACCCGACCUGUGUGUUUUCGUUGGUACAACAUGUGUAAGAUUUUUGUUUGAUUCUCCUGGCCGUGACCACUAGUUAAGAGAGUGGAUCUGAUAGUAAGUGGACAGUUGGCUGUUUUCCUGUUUUGCAGCAUUUCCGAGCGGUGUGUGUCGCCGUCUCAGAUCGUCGCGUUAGUUCAACCGUAGUGUGUUAUGUUUGAAGAGGUGUGAUUUUCUAAAUUCGUCAAACGACAGCUGAGUAUGUUAAAUCAAUUAAAAGCAGAAGCUGCGCGCGCGGAGAUAAAGAUUUGAGUAAAGGAAAAGAAACAUCAAUGAUAUAAAGCGCGGACGGGGUGCACUGAGGUGGAGUAACCUCGCUGUUUGUAGCUUGUCAUGCUUAUGAUUGAUUUAAUCAGAUCGGUGAUCGUCUCCGGUGUGAGUGAUCGUGCAUGUGAUUGCUAUAAUGAAGAGUGACGUUUAUUGACAACUGAAACAUAUUUCUAUAAUUUUGAUUGAUUUCUAAACGCUCCUCGGCUCCGGAUUUUUGUCAUGCGGUUCAAGUACGUGCGUUCCUGACCGACUGUUCCUUCUGCUAUUCUGCAUGAGAGCUAUUCGCUCUAAAAAUACGACUAACGACGAUCGAGGUUGUGUGUAGAAAAAAGGACACGCGCAAUCCAGCGAUCCAAACGAAUUGAAGCCAGAGAUCGAUUCCUGUUGAGUGGAGAACUGCUACUGUGUGACAGCUGAUGGCAGAUUGAGUAGCAGCCAAUUAUCAUCGCUAUUGGGGCUUUUAGUGAAGAUCGUUCAUUCUCGUUGGUGCUUUCGGUUCCAUCAAAGCUAUGCAGGUUUUGUGCAAUAGUGAAAAUCAUUAACCAGUGGAUCUGUGUAACGCCAAAUUCAAAUGGCGUGCAGUUUAAAAAUGUCUUUAAGCUUAGCGUUAUUAAGUGCGCUCAUCUGUUCGUGUUUAAUGGUUGCUGUCAAUGCUGAUGCUGCGUUAGUCGGCAUUAGAGAGCCUUGCGCGAACGAAGGUGAAGAGGUCAAAAUCGACAUGACGGCGUGCUACAAAUGCAUCUGCAAGAAUGGAUUCGUGGAAUGUGAACCAGAAAGCUGUCCAGCGGUUGACGAUUGCUAUCUAUACAAUAAGAAGGCUCCUGGGAGAUGCUGUGAUAAAUGCGUAGGGUGCUUAUAUGAAGGCCGUAUGAUUGAAAGCGGCACUGAGUGGACCAAUCCCGAUGACCCAUGCGAACACUAUAAAUGCGUUUCCGGUGUGAUAACGCAGUCGCACAUCAAAUGCUACACCCCCUGCUCGGAUCCGCUCCCUUUGAAGAAUGGCCAGUGCUGUCCAAUAUGUCUAGGAUGCCAACUGAACGGGCAGAAGGUAACGAACGAGGCAACUCUGAGUGAGGACCCGUGCGUCAAGUGCACCUGUGAUGGGCGCAAACUGACCUGCACGAAAAACUCUUGCCCGGUGCUGCAAUGUCCGGCCACUAAGCAGACUCGAAACCCAGGGGAGUGCUGCGCCCGCUGCAUGGAGCGUCGCGAGGAGUUCAAACUAGGCCUGCAGAAACAUUGUGUGAUUGGCAAGGCGGUUCACUUCCACGGAGCCUCGUACAAAGCCGAUCAGUGUGCGUUGUGCGAUUGCCGCAACGGAACGACGUUUUGCAAGAAAAACACCUGCCCAGUGCUGGAGUGCGCCGUCGAGGAUCAGGUUCAAGGACUGAAUGAUUGCUGCCCGUCGUGCCCAAUACCGGCGGAGUUCAAGUCUACGUGUACGCACCAGGGCCAGGUGUAUGAGAAUGGCCAAACUUGGAGUCUGAACGCUUGCACAUCCUGCGAGUGCCGAUCAGGUGAGGUUAGGUGCGCGAGAAGUCAAUGCCCCCCAACGAAGUGCAAACCCAACGAAACCGUCAUCAAACUCAAAAACGAAUGCUGCUCGAAGUGCGUUGAAAGUCCGGGGGUGUGCACAGUGUUUGGCGAUCCUCACUACAAAACGUUCGAUGGCUAUUUCUACAGCUUCCAGGGGUCGUGUAAGUAUCAGUUGACGGCCGACUGUAAGGAUCACACCUUUUCGAUACGAGUGACCAACGAUGCGCGGUUAACCAAGUCAUCAUCCUGGACCAAAACGGUGACGCUGAAGCUCGGGAAUCUGAAAGUGAAUCUAGGGCAGAAAAUGAGGGUUAAAAUCAAUGGCAGUAGGGUGGAUCCCCCUUAUAAGUUAGAUGGGGUAUUAGAAGUUGUCAAAAGUGAUGACGGUACGGAGGUGAUCGUGAGCACCGUUCUUGGGAUUAAAUUGACUUGGGACGGAAAUAAUUUUAUUCAGGUAGAGGUUCCUGUUAUGUACAAAAACAAACUAUGCGGUCUAUGUGGGAACUACAACAACGUUUUCCGAGAUGAUCUUUUCUCCAGGGCUGGGGUUAACAUGACCGAUAAUGUGUGGAAAUUUGCUCAGUCUUGGGCGGUUGGUGGCGAGAAAGCAUGCACUCGACCAAGAAAGAAGGAGCUUGCAGCGAAAAAUUCCCAAUGCAGGCCAAAGAAAUUUUUCACGUUCUGUAAGAUACUGAAAACGGACGUCUUUGGCGAAUGUAACUCUCAACUGAAUCCGGAAAACUACUUCGAAUCCUGCAAGAUUGACAUGUGUGAGUGUCCUCAUAAGCAGUGCUACUGUGACAGUUUAGCGGCGUAUGCCCACGAAUGUGAACGACAGGGAAUUCGGUUACCAAACUGGAGGCGCGAUACGAACUGCUACCCCAAUGCUACCAACUUUUUCGCAUCUCAUCACCAUCAUCUGUUGAUGCAGCAACCCGUUGGGCCGUCGAGGAAACGACACCAUCAACCGAUUCAAAGGCAACAGAAAAAUGCAGUAGGGAAUGCUCCGCCCAGCCAUCGGAAAAAGCAUCGACUGCAGCCACCACCUAGGCCUGUGUUAGAAACCAGCUCGCGACGAGCGCCACCGCCAUUAUAUUCCUAGAUCCACUUAAGAACGACAACGGGACGAAGCUAGGAUGUAACUUGAAUAUGCAUGUUCUUGAAACAGGAAAGUCGAUGUUUUUUUAAAUGUUAGUCGAUGAAGUUUAAGGAAUCUGUUUAUGAUUCGAAAAAGAGCCAUUUGAAUCGAAAAUGAUAUCGACUUCCGAAUUUUCUAGAGCAACUAAAAAUAGGGUUGCAUUUCGGAUCAGACAUCGUACCAUGAACGAGAGUAAAAUUAGUAAGAUUAGAGUGAUAUCGAGUGAAUGUGAUUAAUGAGAGAUAUGUGUGUAUAGGUGAAUGUUUUAAUUUAGAACUCAAACGUAGGAUUUUUUAUUUAAUUAUCCUCCCUGAUUGUAACUUAUUGCUUUCUAUUGUAACUUAGCCUAGAGAACCGUUGUGAAAUAUUUAACGAUAUUUUCUGACACCAGAAUGCCAAAAUCAGCGACAGAAUGCAGCAGGGUACGGAAACAGUCGCUACGAACGAAACUCAUUAGCGCGUUAGCGUAUUGCUCUACUAGAGAUUGUAAAUAUGUUUUAGCUUGUUAGGGAAACGUAUCUCAUCCUGUUUGAAAGGAUUAGUUUUGUUUUACUUUUUUGUACAUUUGUUUUUUAAUUGCUAGUGCGGUAAAUAUGACCUACUUUUGUGUACAGAUAGUUUUAGUUAGGGUUUCAUCGAAUUUCAUCAGUAUUUAUUUUACUUUUCACCGAACAACAGGUAGGUUAAAUUAAAUUACGUUUUAAUUACAGAAAGAAGGUAUGAAGCGUAAAGGAAGCACUAUCGAACAGUAAAAUUUUUUCCACUUUUUUAAUUAAGUGCUCUUGCACCUGUUCAAAUGGGUAAACCAAUUUUAAUUAUUUGCAAAUGCCAUUUGUUUACAUUUUAGAUAUCUCAGAAACUUUCUUGAGAAACCAUCUAACUAAUUAUUUUUCACCUAGUUAUCGCAGUGCCGAUGUCGUCGUGAUUGUAUAUCAGAUAAAUAAAUAAAUCUUACAAUUCUGUAUAAAACCACCUGAUCGAUCCACCUUGCUCGCUGUGCACCUCGCCUUUUUGUUCCAUUUUGAAUCAUUUUUCUGGAUUACUGUCCAACAUUCUGGCUACGUGCCCGGCCCACCGUAGUCUUCCGAUUUUCGCGGUGUGAACGAUGGAUGCUUCUCCCAACAGCUGAUGCAACUCCGCCAUCUGCACCCCACCAUAGAUGGUACGCAGCACUUACCUUUCGAAAACUCGAAAUGCGCGUUGGUCCUCCACGAGCAUCGUCCAGGUCUCGUGUCCCUAGAGGACUACCGGUCUAAUAAGCGUUUUGUAGCCCACGUCCUGGUGUUAGGUAGGACGCUAAUCAGACCUGACGCGACGGCCCAAUAAGCCGCCUUUAAAACAUCCAUUACGACAACAUAGAAGAUAAUUAUUGUACUAAAGUCUCCCAAAUUUGUAUGUGGCAAAAUUAUAUACAAAUUUUGCAAGGUUUUAUGGACGAACUGUUUUAGAAUUUGCUAUCUGCUGGUUGGGUGUAGUACCUUCAGAUUGGCGGAGGGUGUCAUGUAAAAGACAAAUUUUUACAAAGAUUUAUAUUAAAAUCAUAUAAAUCUAAACAUUAAUACUCAAACCUUUAUGUGUCUAAAAUUUUAGAACGCUACCCAUGAUGAUAGCAUUCUGACAUCUGUAAAAAGAAUUGAUAUCCUCCGAGCGUCUUCCCAAGCAACCAGAAGUUCGGAUAAGAAGGGCUAUUUUGGCUUAAUCAGCUCUCAUUUUAAGUAAUUUUUUGUAUGUAACGGAACUUUAAGUGAACUUUAAAGUUCCGUUAAGGAUGCUUGGAACUUGAUGUGAACCAUUGUGAACCAAUUAGUUCGGUUAAGAGUAAAUUUAAGUAAAAUCUGAACUUCUGGUUGCUUGGGUUGGUAUAUUGCUCCGGCACAAAAAACUCUCCCAAUGAUUCUGUUCUCUAUCUGACUUGUCUCAUUGCUAGAUGAGCAAGAAUUCUUUUAAUCGAUUUGCGUUGAGCUUCGGUUGACAAAAGUUUUUUUACCUGACCCGAAAACUCUGCUGUUGCAUUGCGAAUGAGUUUAGCAUGUCCUCGUGAGUCUUCUGCUGCCCCGUCGCGUGAGAUUGUUUUUCAUUUUAAUCUCAUGAACUCAUUGGGUUAUUACCAUGGUUGUGAUCACAAACCGAAAUGAUAUUAUGUUUACCAUUUCUCAAUUGUGUAACCAUUUGAUAACCACGUUAUUGUUCCGAUGUACAUACUGUCGUGAAUCGUAUUUUUGUCCCAUAUGAAUAGGAAACCCAGCAAAAAUUGGAAAGAUAUGCGAUUCGCGGUAGUAUACAUACUCUAAAUAUUCCCAUUAAUAAGUAUUUCAUCCUAAUGAACAAAGGGCAGUAGAACAAACACAUCUUCUUCUUCUUCAUAUUGGCAUUAUAUCCCCCACUGAGUCAUUGCCGCCUGAAAACUUAGUGUUCAUUCAGCACUUCCACAGUUAUUAACUGCCAGGUUACCCUUUUUUGCUUUGGUAUGUACAAUGAGGCUAACACGAUGAUACUUUUAAGCCAAGGUAAGUUGGGAAAAUUUCCAACUUGAAAAUUUCUUAGGGUGGACUGAGAAUUGAACCCAACCACCUUCAGCAUGGUCUUGCUGUUUAUCUGGCAAAUACAUAUAAAGUUAAAUUCAUGUCCAAAAAGCCUGGAAGAUAUGUAUGAUAACAACGAUAACAUGUGGUUUUCGAUUGAACAAUGCUUUGCAAAACCUCAAUUGAAAACACGUGCAUUUUUCGCAAAUAAUUAUACUCACAGAUCUCCUGAU
This is a messenger RNA of Armigeres subalbatus, 6019 nucleotides long. RefSeq names its product BMP-binding endothelial regulator protein (gene cv-2). Gene Ontology annotation, cellular component: extracellular region. Gene Ontology annotation, biological process: positive regulation of BMP signaling pathway. Bases 1162 to 3228 code for a protein of 688 amino acids. The record is from RefSeq and is a predicted model, not a curated record. The transcript is spliced from 8 exons. Gene Ontology annotation, molecular function: BMP binding. NCBI's taxonomy places the organism in Eukaryota, Metazoa, Arthropoda, Insecta, Diptera, Culicidae.